[Candida] anglica is the source of this 5261-nucleotide messenger RNA. NCBI's taxonomy places the organism in Eukaryota, Fungi, Ascomycota, Pichiomycetes, Serinales, Debaryomycetaceae. The record is from the annotation of a GenBank genome assembly.
ACUUCAACGCCCCUAUAUCGGCUAACCGUAUCUACUACCCCAAUCACACCGCCCGUUUUAGCUGUCAAUUACGUGCUAGCAGUAACAUAUACCCUCCGAGCCGCCAGCAAUUGAACUAGAGGAGGCGCAAUUGAAUCAGUAGACGCAACUAAUAUACCGCCGACGUAUAUUAUCUAUCUAUAUUUGAAUCGACCCUCAGCAUCUAACUGACAAUAUGUCUGACAUUCCUAUCGAUUUCACAGAAUUGGCCCAACUCUCGUCGUUGGGCAUUCAGGCGUCAUCCUUGGACUUCAGAUCGACCACCUUAGAAUCCGACCACUACGUCUGUGUACGUGAAAGUGGAGCCCAGGGGAACACCGUGGCAAUCAUUGAUCUCCAUGACAACAACAACGUCACCCGUAAGAACAUGAGUGCAGACUCGGCCAUCAUGCAUCUUGACCAGUUUGUCAUCUCGCUCCGUGCCAAUGGUACCACCAUCCAAAUCUUCAACUUGGGUUCCAAACAACGUCUUAAGUCUUUCACCAUGGACGAACCGGUGGUGUUUUGGAAGUGGUUGACUUCUGACGUCUUGGGGUUGGUUACUGGAUCUGCCAUUUUCACAUGGUCGAUCUUUGAUGGCUCCAACGCAGGCCCAACCAAGUUGGCCGACCGUCAUCACACCCUUCUGAACGCUCAAAUCAUAAACUUUGUUGCGGAACCAGAUCUCAACUGGUUUGCUGUCACCGGCAUUGCACAAGAAGAUGGAAGAAUCGCAGGUCACGUUCAACUCUUCUCCAAGGCACGUAACGUUUCACAAGCCAUUGAAGGUCACGUAUGUAAGUUUGGUUCCAUCAAGCUUGAAGGUGCCCCACACCCAACCAAGGUGUUUUGUGUUGGUAACAAGAACGCUCAGGGCCAAGGUAACUUGCACAUUAUCGAGAUUGACCAUGUGGAUGGAAACCCAUCUUUCCCUAAGAAGACUGUUGACAUUUUCUUCCCACCAGAUGCCACCAAUGAUUUCCCAAUCUCUCUUCAAGCUUCCGACAAGUAUGGGAUCAUUUAUAUCCUUACCAAGUAUGGUUUCAUCCACUUGUACGAUAUGGAAAGUGGUGCCAACUUGUUUGUGAAUAGAAUUACAGCAGACCCUGUUUUCACCGCCGCUGCCUACAACAAUGGUACUGGUAUCAUCACUAUCAACAAGUCCGGUCAAGUGUUGAGUGUUGAGGUUGCCAAAGAUAAGAUCAUUCCAUAUGUUUUGGAAAAAUUAUCCAAUGUUCCAUUAGCAUUAUCCCUCAGUGCUCGUGGUGGUUUCCCAGGUGCCGAAAACUUGUUCUCUCAACAAUUCCAAAACUACUUGAACCAAGGUGAUUACCUCAAUGCUGCCAAGAUUGCUGCUCUGCUGGAACAAUUACGUACCCAGGACACUAUCAACAAGUUGAAGCACAUCACCCCUCAACCAGGUCAGAUCUCUCCUAUUCUUCAAUACUUUUCCACCUUGCUUGACCGUGGUACUUUGAACAAGUAUGAAUCGAUUGAAUUGGCCAAACCAGUUCUUCAACAAGAUCGUAAACCUCUCUUUGAAAAGUGGUUGAAGGAUGAUAAAUUAACCUCUUCCGAAGAGUUGGGUGAUAUUGUCAAGUCUUACAACGACCCAGCCUUAGCUUUGGCUGUUUACAUUCGUGCCAAUGUUAACAUCAAGGUUGUUUCUUGUUUAGCUGAAUUAGGUCAAUUUGACAAGAUUUUGCCAUACUGCGAAAAGGUUGGUUAUCAACCAGACUUCACCAAUUUGAUUCAAAACUUGGUCAGAGUGAAUCCAGACAAGGCUAGUGAGUUCGCCACUUCAUUGUUGGCCAGUGAUUCUUCCAACUUGAAUGUUGAAGGCAUUGCCGAUUUAUUCUUUAGUCAAAAUUACAUUCAACAAGGUACCGCCUUCCUUUUGGAUGCAUUGAAGGAUGAUUCUCCAGCUGAUGGUCAUUUACAAACCAAGGUUUUAGAAACCAAUUUGUUACAUGCACCACAAGUUGCUGAUGCUAUUUUAGGUAACCAAAUGUUCAGCCAUUACGACAAGCCAACUAUUGGAAAGCUUUGUGAAAAGUCAGGUCUUUUCCAAAGAGCUUUGGAGCAUUAUGACGACCUCAAGGAUAUCAAGAGAGUUAUUGUUCACACCAAUGUUUUACCAAAUGACUGGUUGGUCGCUUACUUUGGUCAAUUAAAUGUCCAACAAUCUGUUGCAUGCUUGAAGGAAUUGCUUACUCAAAACAUGCAACAAAACUUGCAAGUUGUUAUUCAAGUUGCUACCAAAUAUUCUGACUUGAUCGGUCCAUUGACCUUGAUUAAGAUUUUUGAAGAUUACAAGUGUGUUGAAGGUGAAUACUAUUAUUUAUCUUCUAUUGUCAACUUGACUCAAGAACCAGACGUUGUAUUCAAAUACAUUGAAGCUGCUGCCAAGAUGAACCAAACCAAGGAAAUUGAAAGAGUUGUCCGUGAUAACAAUGUUUAUAAUGGUGAAAAGGUUAAGAAUUUCUUGAAGGAAGCCAAACUUGAAGAUCAACUCCCAUUGAUCAUUGUUUGUGACCGUUUCAACUUUGUUCACGAUUUGAUCUUGUACUUGUACAAGAACCAAUUCUUCAAGUUUAUUGAAGUUUACGUUCAACAAGUCAACCCAGCUAACACUCCACAAGUUAUUGCAGGUUUAUUGGAUGUUGACUGUGACGAAAGCAUUAUCAAGGGAUUACUUGAAUCAGUCUUGGGUAGAGUUCCAGUCAAGGAUUUGGUUGCUGAAGUUGAAAAGAGAAACAGACUCAAGAUCUUAUUGCCAUUCCUCGAAAAGACCCUUCAAGGUGGUCUGAAUGAUCAAGAAGUUUACAACACUUUGGCUAAGAUUUACAUCGACUCUAACAACUCUCCAGAAAAGUUCCUUCAAGAAAAUGAUGUCUAUGACACUUUGGCCGUUGGUAAGUACUGUGAAAAGAGAGACCCAUACUUGGCUUACAUUUGUUACUCCAAGGGUGGCAAUGAUGCCGAAUUGAUUAACAUCACCAAUGAAAACAAGAUGUACAAGUACCAAGCCAGAUACUUGCUUCAAAAGUCCGACUUUGACCUUUGGGGACAAGUUUUGUCGUCUGAAAAUACUCACAGAAGACAAUUGGUUGAUCAAGUUAUCUCUACUGGUAUUCCAGAAUUGAGUGACCCAGAACCAAUUUCUAUUACUGUGAAGGCAUUCAUGGAGAAUGAUCUUCCACAAGAAUUGAUCGAACUUCUCGAAAAGAUUAUCUUGGAACCAUCUCCAUUUAACGACAACACUUCUCUUCAAGGUUUGUUGAUUUUGACUGCCAUCAAGGCCGACAGUUCUCGUGUUAUGAACUAUAUCGAGAAGUUGGACAAGUUCGAUCCUGAAGAAAUUGCACCAUUGUGUAUUGAAAACCAAUUGUACGAAGAAGCAUUCGAGAUUUACGACAAGUUUGAAUUACGUAACGAUGCUAUGAAGGUUUUGGUUGAAGAUAUCAUGUCCUUAGACAGAGGUGAACAAUAUGCUUCUAAGCACGAGGACCCAGAAUUGUGGUACCAAUUAGGUACUGCCCAAUUGAACGGGUUACGUAUUCCAGAAGCUAUUGACUCUUACGUUAAAUCUAAGAAGCCUGAUAAUUUCGAACAAGUCAUUGAAAUUGCCGAACGUGGUGGAAAGGAAGAAGAACUUGUUGCCUUCCUUGAUAUGGCCAGAGAAUCCUUGAGAGAACCAUUGAUUGACGGUUCUCUUAUCAACUGUUACGCUUCCUUGGAUAGAUUGAACGACAUUGAAAAGUUUGUUGGUGGAUCUAAUGUUGCUGACCUUGAAGCUAUUGGUGACAAGCUCUUUGAAGCUAAGAACUACAAGGCUGCCAAGAUUUUGUACUCCAACGUUUCUAAAUACUCCAAGUUGGCUACCACUUUAGUUUACCUUAAGGAUUACCAAGGUGCUGUCGAUUGUGCCCGUAAGGCCUCCAACACUAAUGUUUGGAAGCAAGUUAACGCUGCCUGUAUCGAAAACAAGGAAUUCAGAUUGGCUCAAAUUUGUGGUUUGAAUUUGAUUAUUGAUGCCGAAGAACUCCCAGAAUUGGUUUCUACUUAUGAAUACAAUGGUUACUUUACCGAAUUGAUUGCUCUCUUUGAGAGUGGUUUGGGUUUGGAAAGAGCUCACAUGGGUAUGUUCACUGAGUUGGCCAUCUUGUACUCCAAGUAUAGCCCAGAUAAGGUUAUGGAACACUUGAAGUUGUUCUGGAGUAGAAUUAACAUUCCAAAGGUCUUGACUGCUUGUGAAAGUGCUCACCUUUACCCCGAAUUGAUUUUCUUGUACUGUCACUACGAAGAAUGGGACAAUGCUGCUUUGACUAUGAUUGAAAAGUCUGAAGUUGCCUUUGAACACUCUUCUUUCAAGGAAAUUAUUGUCAAGGUUCCAAACUUGGAAAUUUACUACAAGGCUAUUAACUUCUACCUUGCGGAAAAUCCAUCUUUGUUAGUUGACUUGUUGAGCGUUUUGAGUCCUAAAUUGGACUUGCCACGUGUGGUUAGAAUGUUUGUCAAGUCUGAUAACCUUCCAUUAAUUAAGCCAUUCCUUAUCUCUGUUUUGGACAAGAACAAUUCUGUAGUUAACGGUGCUUACCAUGAUUUAUUGAUUGAAGAAGAAGAUUACAAAUCUUUGAAAUCUUCUAUCGAAAACGAAUCCAACAACAGAUUUAACUCUUUGGAUUUGGCUGAACGUUUGGAAAACCAUGACAUUAUUUUCUUUAGACUGAUCUCCGCCACUUUGUACAGUAAGAACAAGAAGUACACUAAGGCUAUUUCAAUCUUGAAAAAUGAUAAGUUAUGGGCUGACUUAAUCAAGACUGCUGCAGUUUCCAAGUCGACUAAGAUUUCUCAUGAAUUAUUGGACUACUUUGUUGAAACUGGUAACCGUGAAUGUUUUGUUGCUAUGUUGUACAGUUGUUACGAAACCAUUGAAUACGACUACGUUUUGGAAUUGUCCUGGUUACACGACUUGGGUAACUUCAUCAAGCCAUAUGAGAUUUCUAUUGCCUAUGAAAACCAAAAGAAACUUAAUGAAGUUUACGGCGACUUGCAAAAGCGCAAAGAAGAAGAAAAGAAGGAUGAAGACACACCAGUUGCUGGCCAGCCUUUGAUGAUCACUAACGGGGCUAUGGGAUACCAACCAACCGGUGCUGGAUUUGGAAACGCCUUUUAAUUACAAAAAGGAGAGAUAAAGAAAAGCAUUUUAAUUGAUUUGUUUUCUAUUUUUUAUGAUUGAU